AUGUUCGCCAACUACCACCGCACUCUCGCCUACCUCCUAAGCUUCUCCUCUAUUUCCGUCAUGGCUGUUCCCGCCCCACCCGCUGCCGCCGUAGCACCAAUGGGCGCUGCUGUGACUAUUGCCGUCUCUGAUGGAGGCUCCGCCUACCCUCGUGCUAAUUACCUGAACAACGGCAAGAUUAUUGGAUCAUAUACUGCCUUUCCGGCCGGCGGUCAACAGGUGCUCACUCUCGUCACCUCGAGCGAUAAUGGAGCCUCCUGGCAGUUCCUUGGCACUGCCGCGCAAAAACCCCUCUCCAGCGGAACCCUCGACAACGCCUUUCCCAUCCAAUUGCCCUCUGGACGCAUCAUACUCGCCUAUCGCAAUCACUCACAGAAUGCAGCGGGUGCCGAUACUAUAUACCGCAUAACCAUGUCCAGCAGCGAUGAUGAAGGCGUCUCAUGGCAGUUUCUUUGCGACGCCGUUGUAGUUGAUUCCACGCCCACAAACAACGGAGUCUGGGAGCCCUUUCUCCGCAACGCUGGUGACGGCUCUCUUCAACUCUACUUCUCUCAUGAACAAUCGGCUGUCGACCAAGACUCGGUUAUCCUCUCGUCCCGCGACGGUGGUAUUACCUGGGGACCCGAAAUGGCAAUGUCGGGUGCGCGAGAGCACGCAUCGCGCGAUGGUAUGAUUGGCGUUGCUGAGAUGGGCGGAAAUAACUUGCUCGGUGUAUUCGAAACCAACGAUAACAGUGGACCAUUUCGUCUCGACACCGUCUCAUCGGCUGAUGGCGGCGCGACGUGGAGUGAUCGUAAAACCCUCUACGCUGCGCCUGAAGGCAAAAAUGCCGGUGCCCCACAGAUUGCUCGAGUCGGCCAGACGUUAGUUGUGAGCUUUAUGACAAACGAAGACGACCCCAACGCCAAAUUAGGCACCAAUUGGGUCGACUUCGCCGACGCUAAAUUACUCACCAGCACCGACAAUGGCGCCAAUUGGGUCAAAUCAACCGUAUUCAAAGCUCCCGCUUUUUGGCCCGGCCUUACCGUUCUGCAAGACGAAAAGACCUUCCUCUACAUGGCCGGUAGCGAAGGCGUCGUGAAAAGUCAGACCAUUGGCCUAGCAUAA
This is a messenger RNA of Blumeria graminis f. sp. triticale, 1107 nucleotides long. Lineage: Eukaryota; Fungi; Ascomycota; Leotiomycetes; Helotiales; Erysiphaceae. The record is from the annotation of a GenBank genome assembly.